AUGUUUCGCAGGAUCUUUGGCGGUGGGGCGGGUGGUGAAAAGUCAGAAGACGUUGCUCGACUGGACAAGGCGUCCAGCUUUAGCGAGAUCGACCAUGGUGCCCGCAAAGUCGUCUACGAGUCAGCAAGGGCUUUGAUCCGCAAGACAACGCAGGAACACGAUUAUCAGCUGGUUGUGCUUGACGCGACGGACGAGAGCGAUUUAGAAGAGCAAUCCUACCUCUUGUCCAAAGAGAUCCAUUUCCAGCUCCUCCCUGCCGGCGCUGCAGGCUCGCCCAUAUUUACUUGGCUGGAUCUCGCUGCAGAAUCCAAAAGCAUCAAGGUGGCCGAGCUCACGGCGGGCGACCAAUCGCAGAUGCUGGCGUUACAUCAGUUCGAGCUCGCGGUGAUCCAGUGCGUCUGGAGCAGAGCCAACCAACAGAGCUGGGAUGCGGCUACAGAUGAGCAGCUCGACGCUGUUAAGAAGGAAAUGAGCGCAGUCCCUGCUUCUCGCGGAGGCAAAGGCUCACGCGUAAGCGCAGGUGCUUCUGGCCAGGCCAGCGAAAGGAGCGCAGAAGCAUUGGCCUCGUCUGUGAGCGGAAUGCGAGUUGGCAGCAAGCGCAGGAAUGCAGCAUCAAACAUGCAGCCGAAAGCGAAGCCCGGAAGAAAGGGCAAAAAGUCUGCAAAGAAGGUUGACGAGGGCGGGAAUGUCGAAAGUGCGACCUCGGCAACCACAUCUUCACAGCAAGAGCAGCAAGAGCAAAGAGCUGGAUCAAUCUCGCCAGUCGAUACUUUUGAAGACGCGGAGCAGGGAGCCGACACGGUGCCUCUCAUCACCACCACUGCCGAUCUCUACAUUUACGAUCCCGAUCAGGGGCUGUUCAUGACGCGCGAAAAGGGCGUUACAGCAGAGGUGUUUGAGAGCGGACGCUUCUUGUACUCGCUGCUAGUAAGCACGCCUGACAAGGUAUGGGUGGAGCAGCCCAUGACGGCAGAGAUGAACAUGUCGUUCGCAGCGCGAGAAAAAUCUGCGGUGUGGAAUUUCUUCGACUCGGAUAGGGCGUGCUACUCUUGGCUACUGAGGUUUUCGGACGCGGAUCGCUUUGACGAGUUCCAGCGGGGCUUUGCAAGGCUACUCUGGGAAGCCCUCAACGAGGACAAGUGGGAAAAGGCCAAGGUGGAGGAGCAGAAGUACGUCAUUGGAGCGUACGACGAGGAUGCUGUCAUGUCGGAUGCUCAACAGAGCGACGGCGAUGACAGGAGCGAGACGGAGAGGGCUGUGAGGGAUGACGAUGAGGAGGAUGAAGUGGCGGCGGCACUUGGUGAGGAGGAGGAAGAGGAACCAGAUGCGGGCAACAUUGGCGAUCAGCUCGAUCGCAUGCCAAUUGCGGCAGACGAUCACGACUCCAACAGCCGCCUUGCUGUGGGUUACAAGUUCGAUCGCUCAUUUGUCGUCAGAGGGAAUCGUAUCGGCGUCUUUAAGCACAAUGAGGACGAUCAGCUCGAAUUUGCAACGACCAUAGACCAUAUUGCGACGCCCAAGGGAAGACAAUUCAAUCCCGGAAAGGUGCUCCUGCACGACCAGGACAGCGCCAUGGUGCUGAUGGACCCUUCGAAUGCACACGCAGUGUACAAGAUGGAUCUGGAGUACGGAAAGGUGGUGGAGGAAUGGAAGGUGCACGACGAUGUGCAGGUGGAAAAUGUCGUUCCUCACAGCAAGUAUGCGCAAACGACAGCGGAGCAGACGCUUGUCGGACAUUCGCACAAUGGCAUCUACCGCAUCGAUCCUCGUCUUGCUGGGCUGAAAUUGGUGGAUGGAGAUUUCAAGCAGUACGCGACAAAGAACGACUUUAGCGCUGCGGCUACCGACGAAAAGGGUCGACUGGCCAUUGCAUCGAAUAAGGGAGACAUUCGCUUGUUUGACAAGAUUGGAAAGAACGCAAAGACGGCUCUUCCCGCUUUGGGAGAUCCCAUCCUCGGAGUGGACGUCACUGCUGAUGGAAGAUACGUGGUCGCUACAUGCAAGACGUACUUGCUGCUCAUAGAUACGCUCAUUGGCGAUGGCAAGUACAGAGGAGAGCUCGGUUUCGAUCGUGCGUUCCCUGCAGCAUCGAAGCCGAUCCCUCGAAGACUGCAGCUCAAGCCUCAUCAUGUGGCAUACAUGGACCAAGAAGUCUCCUUUACUCCAGCGAAGUUCGACACGCCCAUCGAUGGCGGAGAGACUUCAAUCGUGUCUGCUACUGGCGCUUACGUCGUCUCUUGGCCCUUGGAGCGCGUCAAGCGGGGCAAAGUCGACGGAUAUACUCUGCGCAAGUUGGCAGAUCAAGUCGUGGAAGAUAGCUUUGCGUUUGGCUCGAGCGACAACAUCAUUGUCGCCAUGCCUCAGGACGUCCAGCGCCAGACAAAGGGAGAGCUCAGAAAGCCAACGCGAUCCUCGCUUGCCGGUGGCGCCCGCUCCUCUGGCAGAUACUCUUGAGCAAGCGCGAGGAGCGAUACGAUUUGACCGUGUUUUUCGCAAGGAGCGAUCCGGGAGUUUACCGUGUUUUUCACGUUCGUUGAUCGCCAAACGAGCUCAUCCGCGUUCAUACAUGUUUGUUCUCCCUUGUACGAGUGAGAAAAGUGCUGCAAUACCCAUGUCGUUACUUUGGCC
Molecule: messenger RNA, 2628 nt
Organism: Ceraceosorus guamensis
Lineage: Eukaryota; Fungi; Basidiomycota; Exobasidiomycetes; Ceraceosorales; Ceraceosoraceae
Product: VID27-domain-containing protein
Exons: 6
Coding region: 1-2454 (817 amino acids)
Cellular component (GO): nucleus; cytoplasm
Source: RefSeq, a predicted model, not a curated record